Messenger RNA from Emiliania huxleyi CCMP1516, 822 nucleotides. RefSeq lists its product as hypothetical. Lineage: Eukaryota; Haptophyta; Isochrysidales; Noelaerhabdaceae. The transcript has 2 exons. The record is from RefSeq and is a predicted model, not a curated record. Bases 1 to 822 code for a protein of 273 amino acids.
AUGGCUGCAGUUGCAUCCCCAGACCCGUGGUACGAGCUCGGCUCACGCUUCCUCAGGCUCCCCGCCCGCGCUACGCGCGACGGCAGCCGCCCGGGCGAGGUCGUCGGGACAGCGGUCCACGUCGAUCUCUACGGCCGCCCGUCCGGCGAGGCAGCACUGGCGGUGGCCGUGGAGCCCGCCACCGGGGAGGUGCUGUGUUUGCGAGCCAUACACAGCUCAUCGGCCUUUGAGGCGUACGAGGAGGCGUUUUGGGGCGUCAUCUGUGCAUACUUGCGGCGGGAGCCGGCGUCCAAGCCGGCCAGCCUCACGUCGAGCGACCGUGCGCUCGCCGACUACAUGUUUGGGCUUCUUCAGGGGUGCGGGACGGACGUCGCGUGCAUCGACGCCUCCUCGCAGCGCGUCCAGUGGCCGGCGUCUCUGCUGCGCGAGACGCUGCGCCUCCCACACCCACAGCCGGCCACGGAGGAGCGCGCCGCAGCUCGGCCGGCGCCGGCGGAGCCACCUGCGCCGACGCACUCGCUGCCCGCCUUUUUCCAGCCCGAGCCGGAGCCUGCUGCGGAGGCGGGGCGAGCAGAGGAUGCGCCCCUCGUCGCCGACGUGAUGGCGGCGGUGCAGCUGGUGCUACUGGGCGCGUGCCACCACGCGGAGUGCGGCAAGCUGCUCCCCCGGCGCAAGCUCAAGCGGUGCAGCGCGUGCAAGGUGAUGCUCUACUGCAGCGCGGCGUGCCAGGCAGAGAACUGGACCGCGGGCGGGCACAGGCAGGUGUGUAGGGAGCUCCAGAGCAUGAGGGAGGCGAGGGUGGCGGGAGGGGGGAGGGCGUGA